This is a messenger RNA of Gilbertella persicaria, 1564 nucleotides long. Its product is annotated as transmembrane amino acid transporter protein-domain-containing protein. Bases 104 to 1426 code for a protein of 440 amino acids. The record is from RefSeq and is a predicted model, not a curated record. NCBI's taxonomy places the organism in Eukaryota, Fungi, Mucoromycota, Mucoromycetes, Mucorales, Choanephoraceae. Gene Ontology annotation, biological process: amino acid transmembrane transport. The transcript has 3 exons. Gene Ontology annotation, molecular function: amino acid transmembrane transporter activity. Gene Ontology annotation, cellular component: vacuolar membrane.
GUCAAUUGUACAUAAAUGCAACCAUUUUAGUUCAUGUCUUCCCUCUUUCUUUUCUUUUUUAUUAAAUUUCCAUCACUUUUUAAUUUUUUAAAGAAAAGAAAAAAUGACAAUGGAAUUACAAGAUCUAGAGAAAAAGCAGGCAGGAGACUUUCAAGAAGGAAGUGUCACGUUUGAUGCUUACAGUGAGGCAGAAAUAGAAUAUUCCGAACAAGGCAUUAUUGAUGUAAACCGUGAUCAUGCUGGUUCAUCUUUCCUUGCUUAUUUCAAUGUCGUGUGUGUAGUAGCUGGUACUGGUACACUUGGUUUGCCUUACGCUUUAAGACAAGGUGGUUGGAUUGGUAUCUUUAUCCUUUUCUUGGCAUGGACUAUGUCUGUUUACACUGGUAUUAUUCUUAUUCGAUGCUUAUAUGCCAACGGCAAACAACGUUUAUCAAGUUACAAGGAUGUUGCUAGAGCUUGCUUUGGUCGUGUUGGUGGCUGGAUAACCUUCUUUUUCAACUCUUGGAUCACAUUGGGUGCUCCCGUCUUGUAUAUGGUCUUGGCAGGUUCUAAUUUGAACGAGCUCUGUAAAGGCACUGUAGCUGAAAUUGGCGCAGUAAAAUGGAGCAUUGUUUGUUCUGCCCUUGUCGCUAUUCCCUUUAUCGUUGUCAAAUCUAUGAAAGAAGUUGCUUUUAUGUCUGCUCUAGGUGCCCUUGCUACUCUCAUUGUCGUUUUCAUUGUACUUGGUGUAUCCAUGGUUGACAAGCAAAGCAGUCCUCCUGCUCACCAUGAUUCUGUCAUUUGGAGCGAGUUUCCUAUUGCCUUAAGUACAAUUUCUUUUAGCUUUGGUGGUAACCCUGUCUAUCCUCAUGUCGAAGCUAGUAUGAAAAAGCCUAAACAAUGGCCAUUGGCUGUUGCCGGUGGUCUUUCUACUUGUGCUGCUUUGUAUAUCUUGACUGCUGUCCCUGGCUACUAUGUUUAUGGUGAUCAAGUCAAGAGUCCUAUUUACAGUUCUAUCAGUGAUGGUGUUCCUAAAAUCAUUGCUAUCGUUGUCAUGACCUUCCACGUCUUGACUGCUACUCCCAUUUUGAUUACCUCUUUUGCCUUGGAUGCUGAAGAAAUGCUUGGUAUUACUGUCCAACGCUUUGGUGUCUGGAAAGAAUUCGUGUUGCGCGCUAUCCUCCGUAUCUCGGUCAUGGUCUUCGUUGCUGUUAUCGGUGCUGUCAUUCCUCACUUUGAUGAUUUGAUGUCCUUGAUUGGUUCAUUUGCCAAUUGUGGUUUGAUCUUUAUUUUCCCUGUUAUCUUCUACUUCAAAUUGACUGGUUUCCGUAACAAACCUAUUUAUGAAAUUGCUUGGUGUUUCCUUAUUCUCUUAUUGGGUCUUGUGGGUCUCAUUUUCGGUACAAUUAGUUCUAUUGAACAAUUGAUCAAGGAUUUCCAAUCUUAAGUACUAUUAGAAAAGCUAUUUUUUUGUACAUAUAUAUCUCUCUUUUCUGUACAUGUAUUUUCAUUAUUGACUUAUACUGUAGCACAAAUAAAGUUAUAGUAGCUAUACCCGAAAAUUAGCCCAGUUUUUUGCCAUUCG